Molecule: messenger RNA, 1203 nt
Organism: Rhinolophus ferrumequinum (greater horseshoe bat)
Lineage: Eukaryota; Metazoa; Chordata; Mammalia; Chiroptera; Rhinolophidae
Gene: RDH14
Product: retinol dehydrogenase 14
Exons: 2
Coding region: 102-1112 (336 amino acids)
Source: RefSeq, a predicted model, not a curated record
GCCCCAGAGUCCUUCGCGUGCAGGUGGCAGUUUUCGGUCGCGGCGCGCGGCGACUCCGGAAGUCCCGCGCAGGGGCCGGUGGGGCCUGAGCCCCGGCUGCUAUGGCCGUGGCUACAGUGGCGGCACUACUGGCUGCACUGGGUGGGACCCUGUGGCUGGCGGCCCGGCGGUUAAUGGGGCCCAGCGUCCAGCGGCUGCACGGAGGCGGGGACCCCGGCCUCAUGCACGGGAAGACAGUACUGAUCACCGGGGCCAACAGCGGCCUGGGCCGCGCCACGGCCGCCGCGCUGCUUCGCAUGGGGGCGCGGGUGAUCAUGGGCUGCCGGGACCGCGCGCGCGCCGAGGAGGCGGCGGGUCAGCUCCGCCGCGACCUCCGCCAGGCAGGUGGCUGUGAGCCAGGCCCUGACGCCAGCGGGCCAGGCGAGCUCGUCGUCAAGGAGUUGGACCUCGCCUCGCUGCGCUCGGUGCGCGCCUUCUGUCAGGAGAUGCUCCAGGAAGAGCCUAGACUGGAUGUCUUGAUCAAUAACGCAGGGAUCUUCCAGUGCCCAUACAUGAAGACAGAAGAUGGCUUUGAGAUGCAGUUUGGAGUGAACCAUCUGGGGCACUUCCUCCUCACCAAUCUUCUCCUGGGGCUCCUCAAAAGUUCAGCUCCCAGCAGAAUCGUGGUAGUGACUUCCAAACUUUAUAAAUACGGAGAUAUCAACUUUGAAGACUUGAACAGUGAACAAAGCUAUAAUAAAAGCUUUUGUUACAGUCGGAGCAAACUGGCUAACAUUCUUUUUACCAGAGAACUAGCCCGCCGCUUAGAAGGCACAAAUGUCACUGUCAAUGUUUUACACCCUGGAAUUGUGCGGACUAAUCUUGGGAGACACAUACACAUUCCACUGUUGGUCAAACCACUUUUCAAUUUGGUGUCAUGGGCUUUCUUCAAAACCCCAGUGGAAGGUGCCCAGACUUCGAUUUAUUUAGCCUCUUCCUCCGAGGUUGAAGGUGUGUCAGGAAAGUACUUUGGGGACUGUAAAGAGGAAGAACUGUUGCCUAAAGCCAUGGAUGAGUCUGUUGCAAGGAAACUCUGGGAUAUCAGUGAAGUAAUGGUUGGCAUUUUAAAAUAGGCACAGGGAGUGUAAGAGAGCUAUUUAUAAAACCGAACCUCAGUUAUAUCUGUUCAGGAAUGGUGUGGCUUGAGCACUUGCUACUUGAAAA